Molecule: messenger RNA, 372 nt
Organism: Entrophospora sp. SA101
Lineage: Eukaryota; Fungi; Glomeromycota; Glomeromycetes; Entrophosporales; Entrophosporaceae
Source: the annotation of a GenBank genome assembly
AUGCCAGAGGCAAUUCUUAUAAUUUGCGACAAUAUCAAAUCAGAUAGCCUUCAAGAAACAGAUCUCUUAGCCAAAGGAAUUGUUUAUAAUAAAUCGAUUAGAAAUAACCAGAAGGAUAUUUAUAAAAUACUAAAAAAAAGAAAUUUAUUCAAUAAGUUAUUAUUAAGUAAGGAUGAUAUCAAAUUUGCCAAAUAUAAACUCUCAAAUCCAUCAAAAGAAUUUAUUAAAGCAUUUGUAACAGAUGGGAAUCUGAGAAUUGGUGAAAAUGAUGAAAAGAGAUUACAUUGUUCUUUGAUUAGUUUUAUGUGUCAAUUGGAAUUUGUUUGGCAUAAACCAUCAUUUCAAGAUUGUGACAUGGGAGUGAAUGAAUGA